AUGAAGAGAAAGCUGGCCGACAACGACGACAAUCAAGCAGCGGAAUACCGUGCUUCUCUGUUCCCAAGCGAAAGCAUCGCCAAGAAGCGGAGGCAUCGCACCAGAGCCAUGGCGACACCAGCGACCACCACGCUCCGGCUGACCGACCAGGAGCUGCGGCUCAAGAACUUGCUGCUCGAUGUGGCUGCCUUUGUCAACAAGAAUGAAAAUCUCAGCGAGCAGCAAUCUCGAGAACCAAUCGUCCUGCGCUGGGCCGGCGGCUGGGUCCGCGACAAGCUGCUGGGCCAGGCCAGCAACGACAUCGACACGGCCAUCAACUCCAUGACCGGCUACGCCUUUGCACACCAGAUGCAGGCCUUUUGCGCUGACCCCGACAAUAUCGACCGCCACCGCAUGGCCGCCAGCGACCUCGGGAGCGUCCACAAGGUCGAGGCCAAUCCGGACAAGUCCAAGCACCUCGAGACGGCCACCGUGCGGAUUUUCGGCAUGGACAUUGAUUUUGUCAACCUGCGCAAGGAGACAUAUGCCGCCGACAGCCGCAACCCGCAGAUGGAGUUUGGCACAGCCGAGGAGGACGCACUGCGCCGCGACGCCACGGUGAAUGCGCUCUUUUACAACCUGUCCACGGGUCUGGUGGAAGACUUCACGGGCGGCCUGGCGGACAUGGCGGCUCAGCGUAUCCAGACGCCGCUCGAGCCGCUGCAGACGUUUACCGACGACCCGCUGCGCGUGCUGCGGCUCGUGCGCUUUGCGAGCCGCCUGCAGUUUACCAUUGACCCGGCCGUCGAGGCCGUCAUGGCAGACCCGCGCGUGCUUGACGCGCUGCGGCUCAAGAUCAGCCGUGAGCGUGUGGGCAUUGAGGUGGAAAAGAUGCUCAAGGGCCAGCAUCCGCGCGACGCUCUGGCCCUGAUCGAUCGGCUGGGGCUGUACCACGCCAUCUUCACCAACCUGGUGGCCGGGACAGACGCGAGCGGGGCCGCCACGACAACACCAGCGACAACACCAGAACACACAGAGCCAGAUCGGCCCAAUCUUACGGGCUGGGGUUCUGUCUACGAGUGCCUGCACGCCCUGGCCGAAACCAAGACACCAGGAUCGAUCUACGAUGUGCUCGUGCACACCGAGGAAGCAAAGUACUUUGCCUGGGUCCUGGCCGCCGCCGUGCCAUGGGGUCAGGUCGCACCGCCGCCCACUCCUCCUCCGCCUCCACCACCACCACCGCCUACGAAUGGAAAGAUCAAGAACAAGGGCAACGCCGGCAGCCUCCCUAGCAAGCCCCCACCGCCGCCGGUUGUGCUUGCUUUACGGGACGGCAUCCGCGCCCCCAACAAGCUGAGCGACGUUGUGCAAGGCGGCUACCGCCACCGCGACGAGGUCCUGGUGCUCAAGCAGCUUGUUCUGGACCGCAAGGCGCCGGAGAUCCACGAGCGCGACCGGUUCGGCAUGGCCAUCCGCAGCUGGGAGGCCCGGGGCAGCAACUGGCGCCUGCAGGUGCUGUAUGCUCUGCUAUGGGAGGUGUUGCUGCUCGCACAGACGACUGCGUCCAAGGACGCCCCGCCCAGCCAAGCCCAGCUCGACAGCCUCAUGCGGGACUGGCAGGUGUUUCUGGACCACCUCGAGACGCUCGACGUGCUCGACGCGCCGCACAUUAAGCGCUUGCUGGACGGCAAGCAGGUAGCCGCGGCGCUGGGGAUCAAGCCGGGCAAGUGGAUGACGGCCGCCAUGGACAUUUGCAUGGCCUGGCAGCUGCGCAACCCGGAGGAGACGGACCCGGCAGGCGCUCUCGAGGAGGUGCGGCGGCGUAAGGACGAGGUGGGCAUCAGCGACCUUUUGAAGUAG
Messenger RNA from Sporothrix brasiliensis 5110, 1839 nucleotides. RefSeq lists its product as uncharacterized. The record is from RefSeq and is a predicted model, not a curated record. Gene Ontology annotation, molecular function: ATP:3'-cytidine-cytidine-tRNA adenylyltransferase activity; RNA binding. Gene Ontology annotation, biological process: tRNA 3'-terminal CCA addition. The transcript has a single exon. NCBI's taxonomy places the organism in Eukaryota, Fungi, Ascomycota, Sordariomycetes, Ophiostomatales, Ophiostomataceae. Bases 1 to 1839 code for a protein of 612 amino acids.